This is a messenger RNA of Pseudomassariella vexata, 682 nucleotides long. RefSeq names its product 60S ribosomal protein L32. The coding region runs from base 107 to 502 and encodes 131 amino acids. The transcript is spliced from 5 exons. Gene Ontology annotation, cellular component: cytosolic large ribosomal subunit; ribosome. Gene Ontology annotation, molecular function: structural constituent of ribosome. NCBI's taxonomy places the organism in Eukaryota, Fungi, Ascomycota, Sordariomycetes, Amphisphaeriales, Pseudomassariaceae. The record is from RefSeq and is a predicted model, not a curated record. Gene Ontology annotation, biological process: translation.
UCAAAAUUCAAAGUGGGUGUGCGAUUUUUCCCCGGCCGCAACCACGACACCACAACAAAAAUCGACGACUAACCUCUCAUCACAGCAACGGGGAUAAUCAGUCAAGAUGGUUUCCGCAAAGAAGCAUGUCCCGAUCGUGAAGAAGCGCACCAAGACGUUUAACCGUCACCAGUCGGAUCGCUUCAAGUGCCUGGACCGAUCAUGGCGCAAGCCCAAGGGUAUCGACAACCGAGUCCGAAGACGCUUCAGAGGUAGCAUGGUUAUGCCCUCGAUCGGAUUCGGCUCCAACAAGAAGACCCGCCACAUGAUGCCCUCCGGCCACAAGGCCUUCCUCGUCAGCAACACCCAGGAUGUUGAGCUGCUGUUGAUGCACAACCGAACCUACGCCGCAGAGAUCGCCCACAACGUUUCGUCCAGAAAGCGAAUCGACAUCAUCGCCCGAGCCAAGCAACUCGGUGUCAAGGUCACCAACCCCAAGGCGAAGGUUACUACUGAGGUGUAAGUCGGUUCAGGUUGCUGCUUGCGAUGACAUAGGGGUCCGGUUUCUCGUUUUCGGGAAAACUGCAUGCAUUGGAAGGGAUUUGCUCAGUGAAAUGGUCUAUGGAUGGUUACGAACUAGCAUGGCAUGACCACGCUAGGCAAUAAAAUACACCUUUUACGAUGAUACCGCCUGCCCAGUAUC